AUGGAAGAUGCCCCAACCUUAGUUUCAGGCUGGGCAUGGCUUCCAAGCAACAUUCUGGAUUUGAUUAUAGAAAAGUUGAUCCCAAUCUUUGACUAUAUCCGAUUUAGUGCAGUUUGCAAGCAUUGGCAAUCAGUAACUUUACAUUGCAAGAAGCAGCGCCUCAAAUCAUGUCACAAGCAGAUUCCUAUGCUCAUCAUUCCCACCAUAGAUGGUAGCUGCGAAAGGCGUGGCUUGUAUAGUGUCACACAAGGUAAGACUUGUAGCUUUGAGUUGAAUGUGUAUUACAGUAAGAGGUUCUGUGGUUCUUCCCACGGUUGGUUGGCCUGCGUGGAUGAGAAUCUGGUAGUAACCCUCUUAAACCCUUUUUCCGGGCGUACCAUUAACGUUCCACCAGUCCCCAAAUCCACUUGUAGAUCGACAGUAGCUUAUAGAAGUGAUUACUACAUUAAUAAAGUUGUAUUGUCUGCAGACCCUUCUUUUCUUCCUAAUGACUAUGAAGUAUUGGUCAUCUAUGAUGGCUAUGGGAAACAAGUAGCCCAUUUUAAGUCAGGGGAUGAUGCUUGGACUAGCAUAGAUCAAGUGAUUGGAUUCGAUGAUGUAAUUUAUUAUAAAGGCCAGUUUCUAGGUGUUAGUUUGGGUGGUAGUGUUUUUCGGAUGAAUGUUAGCAGGGAUCAAACUACUAAACCCCAUGUAAGCUUACUUGUGCCAAUGUCUCCAGGCACUGACAAUAAGACGUACCUUGUGCAAUCAUCCCAGGGAGAUCUUUUGCUGGUUAGGAAGUUCAAACGAAUAAAUUAUUGUGAGCGCAUUAUGAAGUCUCUCAACUUCAAGUUUUUCAAGUUUAAAAGGUUAAAGUUUGAACGAGUAAAUGGUUAUGAUCGUUUUACGGAGACUCUGGGCUUCAAGGUUUUCAAGCUGUUCUGUGCUCAUUGGGAGAGACCCCAAUGGGUUGAGAUUGAAAGUGUUGGAAAUGAAGCUUUGUUUUUGGGUACCAAUCAAUCCAUGUGUGUCUCUGCGUUGGACUUUCCGGGUUGUCAGACAAAUUCCAUAUACUUCACUGAUGAUUGUGUAGAUGUAGAAUGCCAUAAACCUAAAGGGCCUCAUGACAUGGGUGUCUUCAACUUGGAAAACAGACACAUGGGAACACAUUACUGCUUGGAUCGUUCGCAGAAGCACAUGCCACCGGCAAUUUGGAUUUUGCCCUCUAUGGUGUGA
Molecule: messenger RNA, 1215 nt
Organism: Prunus avium (sweet cherry)
Lineage: Eukaryota; Viridiplantae; Streptophyta; Magnoliopsida; Rosales; Rosaceae
Product: F-box protein At2g26160-like
Molecular function (GO): protein binding
Source: RefSeq, a predicted model, not a curated record